This is a messenger RNA of Hydatigera taeniaeformis, 2166 nucleotides long. Lineage: Eukaryota; Metazoa; Platyhelminthes; Cestoda; Cyclophyllidea; Taeniidae. The record is from the annotation of a GenBank genome assembly.
AUGCGCCUGUCUAAUUUGUCUCCCCAAUGUUGCGAGUUGGUUAUUAGGAUGUCGGAUUUCUUGGAUUGGCCCGAUUAUCUCUUGACUGCAUUUCUCCUCGCUCUGUAUACAUUCAUAGGGAUAUUUUAUGGCUUCAAAUCCUAUUUUCUUAAAUUUUGGCGCCGUGCAUGCCGUAGAAAAACUGAAGAAACAGGUUCCAAAGACACAAACACGGGUGUCGAUGAAAUGUUUUUGGCUAACAGACAAUUGUCGCUUCUUCCAAUCGUUGGGAGCACGUUGGCCAGUUUUAUGUCGGCAGUGGCACUCAUGGGAAACAAUUCGGAGUUUUACUUAUUCGGCAUCGAAUUUCUGAACUUAAUUUUUGCUUACAUCAUAAGUUUUCCUAUUGCUGCCGAAGUAUACGCUCCCGUACUUUACAAAUUGAAUCUUGCCAGUGGACAUGAGUAUUUGGAGUUGCGAUUUUGUCGCGUCUUACGUUGGCUUGUUACAGUGGCCUUUUGCUUCCAAAUGGUGGUUUACAUUGCUGUGGUCCUCUAUGCACCCGCCUUAGCGUUGAGCAGAGUAACCGGCUUGCCUGUUUCGGCAUCUAUCUUAACCACUGGCAUUCUUGGGACGCUUUACACGGCCAUGGGUGGAAUGAAGGCUGUGGUGUGGACAGACGUUCUUCAGUCAGUCGUCAUGUUCGUCGGUCUGAUUCUGCUCAUGGUUUUCGGUUGUCAACAAGUUGGCGGCAUUGACAAGGUCUGGCGCAUUGCAAAAAAAGGCGAGAGGCUCAAUAUCUUUGACAUUAAUCCGGACCCUUUUGUGCGACACUCAACAUGGACGCUCUCCAUCGGCGGCGCCGGCAUGGUAAUGAGCAUCUUCGCCACCAAUCAGACGCAAGUGCAGCGCUAUCUCGCCUGUAAGGAUCUUAAAACAGCCAAGCGGGCCAUCCAUCUGCAACUCCCAAUAAACGCGGUGCUACUUUCACUACAGGGGAUUAUCGGAUUGAUCGCCUAUGCCGUCUUUGCCACCUGCGAUCCUCGGUUGAGUGGAGAAAUCAGUGAAUACGAUCAGCUCUUCCCGCAUCUUGUGAUGCGCCUCUUUGGCGGUAUCCCUACUCUGAGAGGUCUCUUCCUCUCAACUCUUUUUGCUGCCGCUCUGAGCACUCUCUCAUCGGGUGUUAACGGAAUUGCUUGUGUUCUCGUCGAAGAUGUCCUCAUGGAUGUGUACCUAACUUGCUUCAAAUCCUCCAGUCUUCAUCAGAAAACUUUCAUUUUGAUUGCACGUUGUAUUGCCAUUGCCUUCGGUCUGCUCAUAAUCGGACUGGCCUUUCUUCUACAAGCCGUGCCGGCUGGUGUGCUUCACAUUGCCUUUUCUAUCUUCGGUGCCAUCGGUGGUCCAAUCCUUACUAUAUUCACACUUGGUAUGAUCUGCCCCUUUGUCAACAAAUGGGUAAGCUUGCGGCUUUCCUCCGAAAUGAGGUCCGUUUGGAGGCUUGUCUUCCCCACCAUUAUCCACUUGGCUAAUUAUAAUUUUGCAAGAGACCUCGAACAUCGGACUGGCAUGGAGCUCUUUAAAGGUGACUUUCCUUUUGGUCUCACCAAACUCACUGAUGACCUCCUCAUCUCUUCAUCGCCAUUAUGGGCAGAUUCGUCAUAUAGGGGAGGCUUGACGGGCUUUAUUGCGAGUCUGACUUCUGGCUUGACAAUGAUCGUCGGCUCUCUUUACUUCUCCACCUUCAGGGAGAGUUGGACUCCCCCUCUCUCCAUCGCUGGAUGCCCGACUAAUAUUACCACGUUGGUGGCAGGGACGACGAUACGGAGGGCGGAUCCGCCUUCGUAUCCAUUUUCUUUCUUUAACCUCUCCUACCUCUAUCUUACUCCCUUCUGCCUCCUCGUUGGUUUCGUUGUUGCAGCUAUUGUUAGUCUACUCACUGGAAUGAACUCGAAAUCUCCUGUUAGUCAAUCCCUUCUAGCAUGGCAGGCUGUCUGGCUCUACUCGAAGCUUCCAUCCUGCGUGCCCCAUCAGUCCACACCAGAGAUUGUAACAUCGUUACACGCGGCUAAAAUGUUGGCGGUGAUGGGCAAAAGCGAUUACUUGGACGACUCUGGUGAGGCAGAUUUACAAAAGGUGACCUUUGACUCCGACAACGGUGCAGAUUCGUUGUUUGAGUACAGGUUUUAG